GUCACAUUCAAAUCUAUCCACUAUGUGGGUGGGACUGCUCAAAUUUGGGAAGGUUUUAGCGCAUAAAAUGGGUGGAUCCAGUUCAUGCUCGUGCUGCAAGCGCUUCCAUUCGGUCACACCAACGGAAACUAUAGAAGGCAACCGUACUGUCACUGCUCCACGGAAACGGAGCAGAUAUUCCGGAGAUUUAUCUCUUGGAGAUCUGUUUUGAAAAAGCUCUCUUUGCAAUAAUGGUGGAAUGAAUUUGGACAGAAUCGCAGAGACUGUGAGACCUCCGCCGGCGCGCGACAUGGCUUCCACCUUUCAUUUGCCGAGAACUUCGAACGGCGCUCGAGAAACGUUACAGAAUUCAAGCAGCGAGUCUUCAGAUACUGAAAUAGCAGAAAAGGAGAGGAGCGUUGAACAAAGGAGCGACGACGGAAACGCAGACGACAAGAAGAAGAAACAGAGACGCCAGAGGACUCACUUCACCAGUCAACAGCUGCAAGAACUCGAGGCCACCUUUCAGAGGAACCGUUAUCCGGACAUGAGCACGAGAGAGGAAAUAGCCGUGUGGACCAACCUCACUGAAGCCAGAGUCAGGGUGUGGUUCAAGAACCGGCGGGCGAAAUGGAGGAAGCGCGAGCGCAACCAGCAGAUGGACUUGUGCAAAAACAGCUACCUUCCCCAGUUCAGCGGCCUCAUGCAACCGGACGAUUACAUGUACCCAGCCUACACCUACAACAACUGGACGAACAAAGGACUGACCCCGGCCCCCCUCUCAACGAAGAACUUCACAUUUUUCAACUCAAUGAGUCCCCUCACAUCCCAAUCGAUGUUCUCCGCUCCUAACUCCAUCUCCUCAAUGACUAUGGCUUCCGGCAUGCAUGGGCACUCGAGUGUACCGGGGAUGGCAGCCGCGGGCCUGAACAACAUCAGCAAUCUCAACGGUAUAAGCAGCUCCACAAUCAACUCGGCCAUGUCCUCCUCCGCCUGUCCGUACGGGCCUCCAGGUUCCCCGUACAGCGUGUACAGAGACACAUGCAACUCGAGCCUGGCUACUCUUAGACUAAAGUCAAAACAGCACCCAACCUUUGGAUACAGCGGGUUACAAAGUCCCGGCUCUAGUCUUAAUGCCUGUCAGUACAACAGUUGACGGGUCAAAGCAUGGAUGAAAAAAAUACUAUUUUUUUCUGCGGACAGCUGUGUAGACUACCUGCGAAAUGGGGAGGGGGCAUAAAACAACUAAACUGGAUUAGUUGCAAUCUUGUGUUUUUCAAAUGGAUUAUGCGGGUUGUAGGCUAUGUGUUCACCAAAUUAACUUGCACAACAAUUUAAAGUGAUGAAGACGUGUUACAUUUGCAACAUUGUACAUAGACAAACUUGAAAAACAAGGAACAUUUUUGUGCUUUUGUUUUGCUUGUUCUUUUGCUUCAUGGACCCCAACUGUUUGAACGUGACGUGUAAUCCUAUAUAGGUUUAAACACCAACUCCUGGACAAUAAUCUAAAAGUAAAACAAUAGCAAACACAUGAAACCGGACCCGGUUGAAGAAGAAAUCUAUUGUAUAGGCUAUAACUAAGACUUCUAUAUUGCUAAAUGUGCUUUGACCAUUAAUACAGGGGGUGCUACGUGCAUGGCCCGGUUAAGGCAUUGCGUUCUGUUUAGUGAUUAAACUUUUAUAUGCUUAGUCAGGAGUAUUUUCGUUUAAAUUGUUUGCUAAAAUAUAAAUCCCGCAUGCUUUACUUGCAACGUGUUUUUUGUACAAGUUGUUAUAAUGUAAGAUUUGCAGAAAUAAGUUCAUUAUAAUGUAGGUGGUGAUUGAAAAGUAUCUUAAUGUGUUAUUGGUAAUAUGUUUGUUUGAAUAAACUGCGGCAAAUAGAUGUCAAUUUAUCCUAUUAAACAGCAUAUUUCG
This is a messenger RNA of Osmerus eperlanus (European smelt), 1893 nucleotides long. RefSeq names its product paired-like homeodomain 1 (gene pitx1). Lineage: Eukaryota; Metazoa; Chordata; Actinopteri; Osmeriformes; Osmeridae. Gene Ontology annotation, cellular component: nucleus. Gene Ontology annotation, molecular function: RNA polymerase II cis-regulatory region sequence-specific DNA binding; DNA-binding transcription factor activity, RNA polymerase II-specific. The record is from RefSeq and is a predicted model, not a curated record. The transcript is spliced from 4 exons. Gene Ontology annotation, biological process: anatomical structure morphogenesis; regulation of transcription by RNA polymerase II. Bases 239 to 1135 code for a protein of 298 amino acids.